Morone saxatilis (striped sea-bass) is the source of this 571-nucleotide messenger RNA. RefSeq names its product heat shock factor protein 1-like. Gene Ontology annotation, biological process: regulation of DNA-templated transcription. Gene Ontology annotation, molecular function: DNA-binding transcription factor activity; sequence-specific DNA binding. The coding region runs from base 119 to 514 and encodes 131 amino acids. The transcript is spliced from 4 exons. Lineage: Eukaryota; Metazoa; Chordata; Actinopteri; Moronidae. The record is from RefSeq and is a predicted model, not a curated record.
CUGUAUGUUCACUGUAUGUUCUGUAUGUUCUGUGUUUUAGAGCGGAACCAGCUUCCAUGUGUUUGAUCAAGGUCGGUUCUCUAAGGAGGUUCUACCAAAGUUCUUCAAACACAACAACAUGGCCAGUUUCAUCAGACAGCUGAACAUGUAUGGGUUUCGUAAGGUGGUUCACAUCGAGCAGGGCGGUCUGGUGAAACCAGAGAGAGACGACACAGAGUUCCAACAUCCGUUUUUCAUCCGAGGACAAGAACAUCUGCUGGAGAACAUCAAACGCAAAGUCACCAACGUGUCAUCUGUGCGCCAGGAGGAAGUGAAGAUGUCGGCAGAUGAAGUGAACAAGAUCCUAAACGACGUCCAGCUGAUGAAGGGGAAACAGGAAACCAUAGACUCCAGGAUCAUCGCCAUGAGACAUGAGAAUGAAGCUCUGUGGAGAGAAGUGGCCAGUCUGAGACAGAAACACGUUCAGCAGCAGAAAGUUGUCAACAAGGUAAUCAAUACAGCAAUACAUCAAUAAAUCAAUACCUGUACAUCUACACUGAAGCUGAAGUUCACAAUGCUAACAAUGCUAACA